This is a messenger RNA of Cucurbitaria berberidis CBS 394.84, 750 nucleotides long. RefSeq names its product DUF396-domain-containing protein. The transcript is spliced from 3 exons. Gene Ontology annotation, molecular function: COPII receptor activity. NCBI's taxonomy places the organism in Eukaryota, Fungi, Ascomycota, Dothideomycetes, Pleosporales, Cucurbitariaceae. Gene Ontology annotation, biological process: endoplasmic reticulum to Golgi vesicle-mediated transport. Gene Ontology annotation, cellular component: Golgi membrane; endoplasmic reticulum membrane; COPII-coated ER to Golgi transport vesicle. The coding region runs from base 1 to 750 and encodes 249 amino acids. The record is from RefSeq and is a predicted model, not a curated record.
AUGUGGCUAUUACCGAUACUUGGAUACGUUGGAGUGAUUCUGGGGUUCGCGUUUUUGACGCUUGCUAUAGCGUCCGGACUGUACUACCUCUCCGAGCUCGUCGAAGAGCACACUGUUUUCGCAAAGAAACUGCUCCACCGGUUGAUCUAUGGCGUUGUUGGUGUUCAGUUCUUGCUCCUUGUCGUGGACAAGUUCCCGCUUGGAUUGAGCGCGCUGAGUGUUGUUUCGCAUGCCAUCUAUGCGCAGAACUUGAGGCGAUUUCCCAUCGUUAAGCUUACGGAUCCGCUGUUCUUGCUAUCCUGCGCACUCGUAAUAGUCAACCACUACCUCUGGUUCCGCCACUUCAGCGCCCCGCCCCCAAACUCGGCCUACUCCUCCUACCCCUAUUCCCGCGAUGCCAAUCUUCCCUCCUUCACCGAGAUCGCAUCUUAUUUCGGCCUGUGUGUCUGGCUUGUCCCCUUCGCCUUGUUCGUCUCCUUGUCCGCUGGCGAGAAUGUGUUGCCCUCAAUGGGCUCCGAAUACGCGACAGGAGAAGGGAGCAGUUACAUGACGCCAGGUAAAGCACCCGACGCGUUUGGAAGCGGCUCGGGUAUGGGAGUUGGAGGUGCAAUGGAGGGGAAGCGGAGAGCGCGAAGCGGAACGAAUGCGGGGAUGGCGAAGGCCGUUGUUACCGGUGUCAAAGAGUGGGUUGGCGAGACGGGCGAGGUUAUGGGAUUUUGGAAGGGGGAGAGGACCAGGCCUACAUUCUAA